Messenger RNA from Fomitopsis serialis, 1199 nucleotides. Its product is annotated as u3 small nucleolar RNA-associated protein 11. Gene Ontology annotation, cellular component: small-subunit processome; nucleolus. The coding region runs from base 72 to 1088 and encodes 338 amino acids. Lineage: Eukaryota; Fungi; Basidiomycota; Agaricomycetes; Polyporales; Fomitopsidaceae. The transcript is spliced from 6 exons. The record is from RefSeq and is a predicted model, not a curated record. Gene Ontology annotation, biological process: rRNA processing.
AGUCUUUUCGCCACAGCUCGCUGGUGCCAAUCCUCUGCUUCCACCUCGGCUCAUCCCAAGACUACACAGUCAUGUCGUCCCUCCGCAACUCGCUGCACCGACGGAACCAUAAGGAGCGUUCCCAACUUGCACACCGCGCAAAAUUUGGCAUCCUUGAGAAGCACAAGGACUAUGUGCUGCGUGCGCGGGACUACCACUCCAAGAAGGACAGGAUCACCCGCCUGCGCCAGAAGGCGGCAGAUCGCAACAAGGAUGAGUUCUAUUUUGCGAUGAACAGGCAGCAGACGAGGGGGGGCGUGCAUAUGCAGGAUAGAGGCAAUGAGGCGCUGCCUGUGGAUAUUGUGAAGGUGCUGAAGACACAAGACGAGAAUUACUUGCGGACGAUGCGGACGGCGGGGUUGAAGAAAAUCGAGAAGCUCAAGAAUCAGUUGACUGCACUUGCAGACCUCCUCAAGCGGAGCCCUGACGCUGAGGAGGACGGGGACGCCGAUGAACUGAACGAGGAAGAGCUGGGGGUGCUGAGAGAAGCUGGAGUGCUCUCGGCUCCGUCUGGGAAGCAGCGGAAGUCGAAUGAGGGCCGCAAGAAGAACCACAUCCUCUUCGCAGAGGACGCUGAAGAAGCUCGGGAAUAUGCCUCUAUGCCUCGUAGACAACGGCCGAAAGAGGACGACGUCCGCAUGGACGACGCCACACAAGAGGACGUAGACCUCGGCUGGAAAGCCCCUCCAGAGAAGAGCAACAGUAAAAUGAAACGCAGAAAGUCAGUAGCACAGGAUGUGGGGGUGGAUGGGACUGCAGAGGAAGAGCGCAAGGAAGUGGCAGCGGAAAACCGGACACGAUUACUCAAGGAGCUCUCAGCACGUCUUUUCCGAGACAGACAAUUGCGCUACGCAGAGAGGGAGCUAGAGAUGCAGAAGCUGAUCAUGGGGAAGGGUGCAGCGCGGAAGCUCCGAGGAGUCGAGAAAGUGGAAGAUGACGAGGAUGACGAUGCGGAGGACGACGAUGCGGCUGAGAGACGACCCAAGAAAGUGGACGAGAAGACAUGGAAACCGAGAGUGUACAAGUGGAGGAUCGAGCGUAAGAAGUGAGGGUGUACUAUUUCUCUUUGCUCGGUUCAGCGGGGUGGAUUCAGUGCAUUUGUUUCCCGAUGCCUGUCGAGUGUCACUGUUGAAUGCGGUCUAUGUCAAGGUUCAGGCGAC